UAUGUGACUACUGUGCUCUGUGAUUGAUUGAUAUAUUCAUUUCCAUUAGUAGAUACUAAAUAUGGAAACAGCUCUCCUGUUAUGCAUAGCAGGUGCAUGUGAGCAGAGAAAAAAUGCUUUUGGUAGCGAGGAUUAAAAGGAGGGUUUUGUUUGAGUUGCCGGCUGGAAUGUUUUCUUUUGUUUUUUCUCACAAUAACAAAGGGCAGAAUGUACUGUAUUUGUACAACUUUCUCUUCUACUUUGAUUCAAAUCCAAGUAAUAAAAAUCCAAUGCACUUGGCAGAGCUGUCUAACUUCCAACUAGGAAGGAUGCUGAAGUCUUAAUGCUUUGAGCCUGAAGUGAAAAAUGGGAUUCAGUAAUGCCUACCGUGUCGAAUUGGAGGAACAUUUCUUCCUGCUGCUGCAUUUGUCCUCCAGUGCAGUCGUUUCACUGGCAGAGACUUGAGAGGGAGGAGUAAGAGACAAGCUGCCAGGGAGGUUAUUUCAACCCUGCAGUAAGCCAGGCUGGGAUUGAGAAGGAGCACCUUUGUGCUGCAGGGCCUUCCACCGAGCUUCAUAUCUGGACUAUUUAUUUAUUUUUGUUCUGGGAUAUUUUAAAUGUUUGUUUUUUUUUCCCACACUGAAUUAAUAGUGGUUUUUGUUUUUGUUUUGUUUUUUCAACUGAACUUGUCUCCACAUUUCAAGAAGUCAUCAUUAGGAAUAAUCUAAUAUCUGUAUCCUCGUCUCUCUGUUUUCGCGGCUGAUUGAUCUUCAAGGAAUUCUGGAAUGACUUGCGUGGCUGAGAAGGUGUUGAUAAAACUAAAACUGCUUCAGACUCUGAAUGAACUCAAUUUUCUAUCCGUGUAGUUGGUGUGGCGUUUAAAAGGAAAAAAGUCUCUGAGUUCUUUAAACCUGAUUGAACUAAAGGACAAUUACCUAAAGCUGUUCAUGUAGAGACUGUGGUUUUAAUGGCAAUAUUUGGGUCCAUCUAAUUGCUGCUGCAGCCCAAGAGGUGUGUUUUGGGUUUCUUUUCUUUACUAUGUCAGCUGUUUAACGAACCAGCAUCAGUGGGGACUAUCUAAAAAGGCAAACAGAAUUACCUUUCCUGUUAAAGUUGAAGACAGGUGCACAACCUGCUUUUAUUCAUGCAAGCUCCUGUCCUUUUUUUAAUUUAUUUAUAAAAUAGCAGUAAGCAUGGCAACAGCUCAGCAUCGCUUUAUCUCCCGGCAUGUGAGAGUGGUGACUGCUCACUGGAUUUAAAGAGAAAUUACACUGCAGACAAUUCGGAGCAGCAUCUGUGAGCAUUGCAAGGAGCGGGGAAGAGAGAGAGAGAGAGAGAGAGAGAGAGAGAGAGCUUUGACGCUGCACUAAUACAGCAUUAAUACAGCCAGCAAGCAAUCACAACUGGUCAGGGCUUGCAAACCGAGCCCUGAACUGAAGAUCACGGCCAGACACUCAAGAUGAACUCUUCCUUCGAUGGAAAUCAGUCCAGCCAAACCUUCUGUCUCCUGGGCAUCAGUUAUUCACAGACUGUCAACAUCUGCGUCCUGGAAGUUGUAAUCAUUAUUUUUCUUACUGUGCUGAUCAUUUCAGGCAACCUUGUUGUUAUUUUUGUAUUUCAUUGUGCACCUCUGUUGAACCACCACACAACAAGCUAUUUCAUCCAAACCAUGGCAUACGCUGAUCUCUUUGUAGGGGUGAGUUGUCUGGUCCCUUCAUUGUCCCUGCUGCACUACCCCACGGGGUUUCAAGAGUCUGUGACUUGCAAGAUUUUCGGAUACAUAGUCUCUGUUCUCAAAAGCGUUUCCAUGGCUUCGUUAGCUUGCAUCAGUGUUGAUAGAUACAUUGCAAUUACAAGACCCUUAUCGUAUAACACUCUGGUCACACCGUGGAGGCUACGGGUCUGCAUUUUUCUUAUCUGGAUCUACUCCUGCUUGGUUUUCCUUCCUUCCUUUUUAAACUGGGGCAAACCAGGCUACCACGGAGACAUAUUUAAGUCUUGUGCCAUACACUGGGAUACAAACGCCCAUUUUACCUGUUUUAUUGUGGUGCUACUGUAUGCGCCAGCUGCUUUUACCGUCUGCUUUACCUACUUUAACAUAUUCCGUAUCUGUCAGCAGCACAAUAAAGAAAUCAAUGACCGCCGAGCACGCUUCAGCUCACAGGAGGGAGACUCUGCCGACAGCCAGGCCUGCCCGGACAAGCGCUACGCUAUGGUUUUGUUUCGCAUCACCAGCGUCUUCUACGUCCUGUGGUUGCCCUAUAUCAUCUACUUCCUGCUGGAGAGCUCCAACAUUUACAGCAAUCCCGUCGCUUCCUUCCUGACCACCUGGCUGGCCAUCAGCAACAGCUUCUGCAACUGUGUCAUCUACAGCCUCUCCAACAGUGUCUUCCGGAAAGGACUGAAGCGGCUUUCUGGCGCCCUCUGUGCCUCCUGCACCUACCACGUGAAGAGCAAGAAGCCUCUGCCUCAAAGCAGCAAGCGGUCCACAAACGGCUGCAAUGCUUAGCAAGCACAAACAAAAACUGGUGAAGCAGAGUGUUUGUGUUUUGCUUGCAAGUUGGUCCCUACUGAACUAACAAUAUGAUCUGAUUUGUUUGAAAGCAAAACAGGGGUUAAAAGAAGUAUAUCUCUGUGAUCUCACACUGGGGGUGUGUGUCUGUGUGUAGAUGCAGUUAAAUGUAGUUGGAGCGGGAUCUCCCAUUACUAUUAGUAAUUCAAGGGGGGUUACUACUGGUUAUGCCCCGUAUGGUGUUAUUCAGAGGAGUCCAACAAUAUGUUUGUCUUCAAGUGGUGGGCUUGGAUGGUCUCGUGUACAGAUUGUGGUCAGUUUGUGCAUCCAUGUUUGUGUUAAAUUGGUAGUAGUUUCAUCAUGCUUUUUAAAACUGUGUGCUCCUGCAUUAUGCUUAAAAGUAUGAUUUGAGGAGCUUAAAAUGCAAAAUAAUUUAUUUAAAAUAAAAACAAAUACAGCAAUGAUGCUGCCUUUCAGUUCACUGGAUAAAAAAAAAAUGACUUGAUUUAAAUUGACUCACUUGAAGUCCUUGGUGUUCUGUAUACAUAUUGCUCGUGAUCAGUUUAACCUAUUCACAUUUUCCAAAUGUUUUAAACAAAGCAGCUAGGCUUCUCCAGUUCUUUACAAAACUCAAAAGAGAUUAUUCAGUAUAUAAAGUCCAUCGAUCUGCUCCACUUGUGGUCAGUCAGUAAGUCUAAAGAAAUCUCUAAAUGUAUAACCAUUUCCACACUACCAAAUCACUCCUUAAAAGCUCUGUGCAUCCUAGUUGCUUUUUUCCCCUGAAGAUUAUAUAUGUUUCUUAUGCUAGAGUGAAUCAAGCGCUGCUUAAACGGAACCAUGCUGGUAGUGCUGCGUGGGGUAAAGUUGGAAACCACUGUGUUGCAUGAAAUUAGUGCUGUGUUUGGAGACUAUGGUUAGUGUUUAUUGUACCUUAAAUAUUAUGGUUUUGUCAAAAUAAGCAUGAAUAAACACAGCAAGUGGGCCUGCAGUGGUGGUAGUGAUAUCUGACUAAUAAAAAAAAAAACUUGGGGAUAAUUUAAACCUGAUGUCGCUGACUGAGAGCAAAAACAUGUGACAAACAAAAUCAUUGUUUUGAGAUGGGAGCUUUCAAAUGUAAAUUAUCAAAUAUAUAAUGUAGCGCUUUUUUUUUUUUUUUUUGCAAAACAGUAGUUCAAGAAUGUAACAUUUACUUGGCAGUAAAUAUUACCUGUAACAAUAGCUGUCUGUUUUAUACCAUGGGGACAUGGCUUAUGAUAAGGGGCCACUUACUUGGUUGCACUGGGUUUUUUUUUUUUAAAUGAACACAAUUACGAGUGUUAUUCCAGGUCACGCGUGUUUUAGAACGAUAUUGCCUGCAGGGAAAAUAAAUGUUUAUAUUUUUCCAUGUUAGUUUCUCUGUUUGCGAGCCAAUGAUUUGACUGCUAUCUCCCGAAAAGAAAUGUCAUGCUGCGAAGAAGCCAAUUUGUUAUAUUGCACCCCCCCCCUCUCAACUUCCAGUUUAGCUGCAUAAUGAUAAAACUGAACAGAACAUUUUUAGACAAGUCUGAAAUUGCAGUGUGUAUUAUGAAUGUUCACAAAAUUACAACAUAAAAAAGGCUGCCUAUUGCAGAAAAGGUUGUACAGUACAUGGUUUGCAUUUAUCAAGUGUAAACAUUCCCUCUAAGCCUCAUAGACCCGCAUACUUACAGCCUUGUUUCAAUCGACCAAGAUCUAACAACCUAGUAGACAAUAGAGAAAAACAAAAUGGCUGCAGAUGUUUUAGUUACAAGAAGGGACAUUUUCUGUUUUGGGUUAUUUUUUGUUGGAGAAUGAGUUCACAAAUCAAAUUAAAAGACAAGCUUUAAAGAGGUUUUCACUGUAACAAUUGUAGUAAUCGGACAGUAGUGGUCAGUGUUUUUUACAGACUGUAUACAGUACACAAGAAUUUGAGAUGUUGUUGUAAGUGACUCUGCAGCCGAUGCAUAGUUCACACACCGUAGUCUCUGUAAGUCGCCUGGAAAAAGGCGUCUGCUAAUAAACAAAUAAUAAUUGAAAAUACGGACAUAUCCAAAAGUAAUAAAUAACGUCUGUUAUGGUUUUGAAUUUUUAACUUGAAACAUUUUUUUUAUUUAAUUAAAGGCAUGCAAAACAUAUUCUGGGUUGUAUGGCCAAAACAUCUUACCUUACUAAUAUGCAAAGUUUUUUCGUAUUCUUCCAUUUAUUCACCUGAUUUCCCUUAACAACAUGUUUGACCUUAAAAUAAGAGUUAAAAAUAGAAACAGCCUCCAAUCCUUAAAGCCAAAGAUCUUUUCUGUGUCAUAUUUUCCAUAAUCUUCACUGAUGAAAUCAUUGUGUGUGAUAACAAAGAAAAUUGCAUGGUAGAUUAUAAUGAAUUUACUAGAACUUAAUGAAGUUUGGUGUCAAGAUUUAUAGCUGUGAUAACCAAAAGCUUAUUAAAAGGGUGGAGUUCAGUAAGACAUUCAGUAAAUCUGCAGUUUCUUAUGAAAUGUGUGAAAAUAAAUAUGUUGGUUUGAGACUAUGAAUUUGAAUUUGAUCGGUGAUUUUCUAGAUACUGCAGCAUUUUUCCACAGUACACAAAAUGCUGGUUGCUAAGCGUACUACCGUAUGUGAAUAGUUUUUAAAAGCUGAACUGUCCUCUUUACUAACUCAAUUUCAAGUAGAAUUCUCAAUUUAUUUCUAACUACCCGAUAUAGUGUCAUAGUCGCAAAGCAUUUUUAACCCAUUGCAAAGUUUAUACCACUUUUUUUUCCUUAAAAGAAAACAUUGAUUAGCACUGGGAUUAAUGCUUUGAGAAUGUGUCACUAUAAUUGAAAUUAUCAGUGUGAAAUCUGAUUGAGAAAGACAUUGAAAUCACUUUUUCCUAACAAAUAAACACUGCUUGGCAUUGCUUUGGUACCCAUUGCAGUUCAUGUUUUUAUUCCUUUUCACAAAGGUUAGUACAGUAACCAGCCUCUUGUGUUGUGCAAGAGCAUCUCCUCAUAUUUAACCCUGCUGACGCAUACUGGAGGCACCUGUAUGAUUUAUGGGUUAUAUAUGAAGGAGCCAGCCAGUCUCUCUGUCCAACAUGUUCAUGUCGAUGAAAGGUGAUCCACUUUUUCACGAUGCUUGUAUCUCUAAUUUUGUAUUUACAGCUAUGGCUGGGGAUGCACACGUGUUGCUUCUUGAUAUAUUGCAACAUUCAAAAACAUUUCCCAAGUGCAAAGUACAUGCGCUUUUAAAUGAAGAGUUUACCAAAGCAGUGGUGUGUUUGUGACUUGUCAUUCUAAGGUUAGUUGAAUAGCGCCAUAGAACAGGGAAACACAGGGUCAUAAAGCAAUGAAUUAACACCUAAAGAUUAAGGUCAGUGUAAGCAUUGGACAUUUUUAAAAGAGUCAUAUUUAAGCUUUCUCUUAGGAUUGAGAACAAGAUAACAUUGUUGCUUCUGGCUUGUUGCAUCUUAAUGGAAUGUGAACUAGCUAAUGUGCUGUAUUUGCAUUUUGGAAAGUCUGAGGUUAUAUAAAGGCCACUCAUUCGUUUGGUAAUCUUAAGCUGGAACAAAAGCCUUGAUUAUACCUCUCUUGGGAACUAACAUUAACUAAAAUAGCAAGACCUCCAAUUACACAAUUCCUUACAUUUUCUAACUUUAGCAACCAGAGAAACUUUAGGGGUGCCAGCUGACCCUCUUUUGGGGAGUCUGUCCCUCAUUUUACUUGCUGCCGCUCAUCAGUCAGCUUUGAUGAUUGAUUAACAUCAGGUAUAAUGGUAGUUCAUUGGCUUCAUGUGAAUAAGAUUUGUGUCUCUCUUAUGGGUGGAAGAGCGGAUAGAAUUGCUAUUGUUACAUUUAAAUAUUUUUGGUUGCUUUUGAAACUAAAUUGACUUUUUGCAUUUGUAGAAUGUGAAUCUAUUUGUACUUAUUUUUGUUCUCUGCUAAUUCUAUUGCAUAUAUAGAGUAGAAUAACAAAAAGCAAAAACCAUUAGAAUCUGACAGUGCCUUUUUAUCAUAUCUCCUAUUUAAACAUUUGGUAAAUUGCAGAAUUAUAAGAUUGGAGUUAAUAUGUAAUCAGGGUUUUUAGUUAGGGACUAAAAUGUGGGACAUGGCUGACUCCAAUGAGUCAAUAGAAUAAGAUGAUAAAAACAAACAUAUUAAAUCUGUCCGAUUUAUCAAUUAUAACUGUUAUAAUUCUUAUGGAACUUUAUUGUCAUUUACUAAGGUUAACCAUGCAUGUAUAUAUUUCUGUCUUUGUCCAUUUUAAUAGGGAUCUCAUUAAGUAUUAUCUGAACCCUGAAGGAGAAUUCACUCUUGUUACUUGUACAAUUCCUGUAUGUUUUGAAAAAAAGCUGAUGUGUAUUGCAAAAAAUAAUCUACAGCAUUUCGUGUUUGUGAAUUUCCAACAGGAAUGCCUUUUACGCAUUUUUGUUUUAAAACUGUCAAGAACACAAAGCCAUUCUAAAAUAUCAGCAUUGCCAGUUUGAACUUGAAGAGGGGAAAAACUAAGAGAGGCAUUUCCACAUCGUGGCUAUGAAGUUAUCAUUUUAUUACCAAAGUACUUGAUAAAUCCGGAUGCAGUAGGAUGGUUUCAAGGAAGUGACUUUUGAGUGAUUAUUUAAAGUGUAUUUGUUUAAACCUUUAAUUGAUGUUUGUUUUGGGACUCAGUGGUCUGUAUUAAUAAACAAAGUGGCAACAUGCUGUGCAGAUUGCUUAAAACAUUAAGCACAUUUAUUGUACAGUGUGUACCGUAAACAAACUUGCUAAUGAAUGAUACUGUUUCACAUGUGACACGCAACUUUAAUUUGUGUUAUCCUGUCUGUUUCAGGACCCGGAAUACAAUAUUAAUAUUAUUGCUGAUCUAAUCUAAAAAUAAAAUGUACAUUCUUUUUUUUUUAUUCAAAUUCAUACCUUUUUGUACCAUCAACUUUACAUGGCACUAGGCGUGUUAAACGCAUACUACAAAUUAUCAGAUUUAAAGGAUACACGUUUUAAAAUGACUAUUGGCUUUUGAGCAAAAUUAUAUAUUAUAUAGGGAUUUUUAAUUGUUUGUUUAAUUGUUUGGAUGUGCUGGGUGAAAUCUUUUUUUUUUUUUUGUAAAGAAAAACAAUUUUGUUAAAAAUAAUGAACACUGUAAUUACAGUGUUAGGUUGGUGUUUAUUAGAAUGUGCUUUUAGACAUGUGCCAUUCCAGAGUUAUAUCUAGGGAACUGUGCAAUACUGUGUAAUUGUGGCGUUUAGCACUAAAAAAUGCUGUACGUAUAUAUGUGUUUAAAUCAAUUUAAAACAUAUCAUAGAUAAAAUAAAGGGCUUUUGUUCUAAUACAACUCUAAUGAGUUGUCUGUAUGCGCUGUAAACCGAAAGAUGUUUAGCUGUAUUUUAAAAAUUGUGAACCAGUAUUGUCAUGUUGGAUUGUACAUAAAUAUUGAUACAGCAUAUUUUAGAAUGAUUCAAAUAUAUAAUUGAACUGUAUUCAUAGUAAACAAAAAGAUGGAUGACCUGCAAGGUACAUGCAUGGUCAUCAUUUUAUGUAUACAGCUAUAAAGCUGCAUUCCUGUUUCAAGUAUGUGUAUAUGUUAGUCUGUAUGUUAUAACUAACACAUAGGUAUAUCAUGGUACAGCUGUAUAUUUUUCCUUUGCUGAAACCAAUUCCUGCUGGAUUAAGAAACACAAAAAAAUCACUUUUUCUUUUUUUUUUUAAUGAAUUUUUAAAUGUUACUGUGAAUGCUCCUUAUGCUAGUAACAACAUUUUGCUGUGUUAAUUAUAUUGUAUAUCUAGUCCAUCUGAUAUGAGGACACGUUUACAAGAAAUUAUAAAACAAUUUAUCAUUACGAUAACAUCAGACAUUCGCAAACAUUUCCUUAGUGAAGAUGUGGUUUUUUCAUGCCUGUUUACCUAGGUUGUUUAAAAUGGCCCGUUGAAUGUCUUUUGAAUCAGAACUAUAAAAUGUUGGUAAAGAAGGUAAACUUUGUUGUAGCUGUAUUGUUUUUAAAAAGCUACUAAUGGAAUUCAGUAAGAGGUGUGUGUUUAUUUCUUCACUGUUUGUGAAAGUGUUUUUCAGGGCUUUAUUUUGCAUAAAUGAUGAAAGUACUAAAAGGUACAGAAAUGUGUUGACAGUGCAGUAUUUUCACCGAUGCAUGUUUUGGGACAUUGUUUUGCCAAAGACCAAGUAUUAUUUUUCCUGUGGGAAAGUUAUGCUAUGAAAAGAAAACCAACACACUUAAGGGCUAGCCAUCUCUAGGGACUUCCAUUUUCUCAUGUAGAUCUGCACCAAAUUGCCAUAUUUGGAUUUUAAACCAGACUUCUUACAUGUUACUCAAGACACCAUAAAACACAAAUGUUUACUUAACUUGUUUUUACAGGACAGCAUGUUCUACAAGAAAAUGUAAAAAUAUACACCUGCUGUAUUGUUUUCAGAUGUUUAAUAGAAAUGCAUAUGUUUUCUUAAAAUACAUAUCUUUUUGGUUAUUAGUCUUUAUGAAAUCAUCAGCCAUGGGUUAGAAAGUCAAGCAAAACUCUAUAAAUAUUGCCUUGAAAUGUCCCAAAAAAUGCAGGAGCAAAAUUAGGAUAAGUGCAAGUAUUUCACAAAAUGUCUUCUGUACCAUAGUUUAUUAUUUGUGAAGUGCAUAAGCACCUUGAUUUUGUAAUAUGUGUGUGUGUGUGUGUGUGUGUGUGUGUGUGUGUGUUUUUUUUUUAAAUACAAUUGUCUAUCUAGUAACAUUGAUACUAUUUAUAGCAUUGCCUUUUUGGUCCUGUGUAUGUAUAUAUCGGCUUUUCAUUUGGUUAUGUUGUCAGUAAACUGUAAACCGCGUUUGUUUUGUUUUUAUUUGUGGGGUGGGUGGUGGUGGUGUUCACAAAAAAGGAUUCAUUAUUAUUGAGUGACGCACAAAAAAAAACAACAACAACAUAAAGUAAUGUAGUAUUUAGAUCAGUUUAUUACCACACAAAACAAAUAAAUCUUCCUGCAUUAAUGAAAGCAGUGGUGAGUUUCCUAGGCAUUUUAUCUGAUCAUUAUGAUUCAGUGUAUUUGAAGCUGAGUAAUUCUUACAUCAGAAGAAGACAACUAUAACACUAGAUGCUAAAGAAUUUUCAGUUAAAAUAUGUUUUUAAUAUGAAAAAGCCAAUACAGGUUUCUUAGAUUCAACUGUGAGAAAUGUCCAUUUUUUAUAUAAAAACAAAAAUAAAAUAUAUAUUUUAAAGUAUAAGUAAUUGUA
Molecule: messenger RNA, 9670 nt
Organism: Acipenser ruthenus (sterlet)
Lineage: Eukaryota; Metazoa; Chordata; Actinopteri; Acipenseriformes; Acipenseridae
Product: probable G-protein coupled receptor 21
Exons: 1
Coding region: 1439-2488 (349 amino acids)
Biological process (GO): G protein-coupled receptor signaling pathway
Cellular component (GO): membrane
Molecular function (GO): G protein-coupled receptor activity
Source: RefSeq, a predicted model, not a curated record